CAGGAAGGGGUUGGUUACUGCACUGUUCUGGGCUUUUGUUACUCUGGGCUUUUGUUCUGAUGAAUGGAGGAUGGGACACCACAACCAAACCCACUGACCCUUAUGCUGUCCUGACUGACAUUUCACAUUCUAGGUCACCUGGGAGAGGAGCCAAAGCCAGGGACACUGCACUGACUGGAACUGACUAUGCCAUGGCUACAUAGAGCCAUCUCUUUCAGCUGGCUCCGAGUUGAUCAGAGUCCAGCACCCACCGCUGCCUCCCUGAGAGGAGAGAUGGGGGAGGAAGAGGAAGCAGAUCCCCCUGGACAGCCUGUUAACAAUGCCAAAGACUUGAAGAGCAGAAAAAAACCAGAACCUCCUCGUAACUGCAGGGGAUGCACAGUCGCCCUCACAAUCGUGUUCUUAGGUCUCAUCAUCGCUGUUACUGUCCUGGCAGUGUUGCCAUCUAGGCGUCCUCCAGCUGCCCUGGGCCCCUGCUGCCCAGACGGCUGGGUCGGAUACCGAGGGAAAUGCUACUAUUUCUCCGAGGCCGAAGGGAACUGGAACAACAGCCAGAGACACUGCUCCUCCCUCGGUGCCUCCCUGGCUGGGAUCGACACCCUGCAGGACCUGGAUUUCCUGCUGCGCUAUAAAGGCAAACCCCACCACUGGGUCGGCCUCCGGAGGGACCCGGGGCAGCCCUGGAAAUGGGCCAAUGGCACCAAAUUCAACAACCUGUUUGUGAUAACAGCAGACGGUGACUGCGCGUAUCUGAAUGACGAGAAUUGGGUCAGCAGCUCACAGUGCACCAGCGAGAGACACUGGAUCUGCAGCAAAUGUGAUGCGUUUACAAAGGCGAAGGAGACGGCAGUGGAAGGGGGCUCAUAACAAGAGUAUUAUCAAAAUUAGCCCUGGAAAAGCCUGUUCACCCCCUUCCAGGAGCCCAUUGGGAUGGAAGGGGC
Mauremys mutica (yellowpond turtle) is the source of this 941-nucleotide messenger RNA. RefSeq names its product C-type lectin domain family 2 member D-like. Bases 187 to 867 code for a protein of 226 amino acids. The transcript has 5 exons. The record is from RefSeq and is a predicted model, not a curated record. NCBI's taxonomy places the organism in Eukaryota, Metazoa, Chordata, Testudines, Geoemydidae.